CUUCCCCUUCCCCGCUUCAGCAGCAGCAGCAGCCGCGGCCGCCAGUUGUCGCCUUCGCACCCCUCCUCUCUCCUCCUCCUCCUCUCCCGGCGCCGUCGUCCUCUCCCGCAGCCGGACCUGCCGCACCUCCAGUCCUCACUCCUUCAUCCUCUGCGCUCUUCGCCGGCGCUGCCUCUCUCCCUGCACGCACCCGCCCCUCCACCUUCUGCGUCCGGCUCGCGCACUCCCGGACGUCGAGCAUGGCGUCCAAAGGCGGCAAAGACGCACUCUAUGCGCAGCAGCUCGAUGCGGCGCGCCUGCGCGGCGACUGGGAGUCGCCCGUGCCCGUCGCGGCGGCCGCGGGCGGCAAGGCGCCCAUCUCGUGGCAGGAGCUCAUCCGCAAGUACAUGAAGCACAACCCGAACAGCACUGUGACGCCGACCGUCGCGCAGGUGGAGCAGCAGAUGCGCGCUGCGCUCGCCGCGUACCAGCGCGACCUGGGCCACUACUCGGACGCCUCGCACGACAAGGACCUGGCGCUGCCCGACGGCUCGGGCCGUACGGCCUUCCCCACGCCCAUGCCUCACGACCAGUUCGGCAACGGCUGGCGCGGGCCCGACGUCGUGCAGGCGGCCACGCGCCUCGAGGAGCUCGCAGCAAAUGCGCGCUCGAGCCGUGCAGACCCCAUCGCGAUGCAGGGCAUUGCUGCGCUGCGUGCGUACGCGGCCUUUAGCCUGGGCAACGAUGAGGCGGCCAUUGGGCUGCUGCACCAGGCGCGCUUCUUUGAGGACGUCGAGGUGGAGAAGAUCAAGGCGGCGCACGCCCAGGACUACUCUGUCGCGCUGCUGCUGCUUGGCUUCUGCGUGUACGGCAUGGCCAACGAGCGCCUCUACGCCGCCAAGAAGGACGAUGCCUUCAAGCCCUUUGUGCUGGCCGGCUACGCGCGCGCCAUCGACCUGCACGAGGGCGUGCGCGGCGGCAAGCGCGCAGAGGGCCUGCGUGGCAUGACGCCCGAUGAGAUCGAAUGCUGGGGCGAGACGGCGCUGUACCGCAACGCGCUGUUCAGCGUGCGCACCGGCAACAUCGCGCUUGGCCUGGACUCGCUGCGCGCAUACCAGGUGCACGUGGGCCGCUGGCCAACGUCCUUCCGCGGCCCGCAGCGCAACGUCAUCUACCGCACCUACCUUGCCGUGCUGACACGCGCCGUCGAGGCCGGCGGCUUUACGGACCCGCCGCGCUCGGCGGGCGUGCGCGCCGACGAGGACUGGCGCUCUGCCGCUUACCAGCGCAGCGUGAUUGACUGUGUCGCCUCGCGCGUGCGCAUCCGCGACUUCGAGGCGGAGCGGGCGCCGCGCCAUGGACAGGCCCGCCGCAUGCUGGGUGCUGCCGCGACCGAGAUCACGUCGCGCACGACGAGCAAGCGCCGUCCAGCUGCACACCGCGCGCUGCGCCCCGCCAGCGCCAACUGGAGCAACGAGAUGCUCACUGUGCAGAAUGCCGCGGCGUCGGCAAUCCUGCGCAGCGAGCAGUUCCCGCGCGCAGGGCACGUCAACAUUGCUGCCAUCCAGCUCGCCGACGACCUCGUGCGCGCGUGGCAGCUCAACGGCGAGCUGGGCGGCGCGCACGCUGACGAUGUCGUGGAGAUCCUCUACAACCUCGCCAAGAUCACGUUCCACUCGCAGCGCAUCAGCCGGCAUCUCUUUACGCUCCUCGUGGCCGCCGAGGCUUACGACGAGGCACGCAUGGCGCUCGAGCUGUACGCGCAGAUCUUCGAGAAGGCCAAGGAGGGCGACGCGGCCGACUCUGCGGCGCUCGUCGAGGAGGGUCGCCGCCGCAAGGAGGCUGACGCAGCGGCCGAGGCGAACGAUGCCGAGGCGCCCGAGCACGAGGGCAUCUCGGACGAGGCCAAGCGCGUCUCGCAGGAAGCCACGACGGACCAGGACAGCGACGCCGUGUACGUCUCGACGCUCCUGCACGGCGCGCACGUGUACGGCCGCUUCUUGCACGACAUCAAGGGCGCCGAUGCGCUUGCGCGCAAGGCGUACGACGCGCACACUGCCAACCCCAAGCUCUCCACCGACCGGUCGCUCUCGGCACGCGCCAAGCGCAUUGCUGGCUCUGCGCGCGCUGCACUGGCAGCCCGCGAGUCGGACGCCACGAAGCGCGCAGCCCUGCAAGACGAGGCACUGAGCCUGCUCAAGCAGAGUGCCACGCUCGACGACCAGAGCUCCGAGACGUUCUACCAGCUGGCCUACCUGCAGGCGGAGAUGCGCGACUCGACGACGGCGGUGCGCUCGGCGCGUCUGGCGCUUGAGCUCGAGCCGGCCGACGUGCAGUGCUGGCACCUGUUGGCGCUUCUGCGCUCGGCGCAGAAGGACUUCAAGGGCGCGCUGCGCAUCGCCGAGGAGGGCCUCGCCGAGGCCGAGGAGGACGACGAGGCAGACCUGAAGGCGGUGCAGCGCGCCAGCAGCGCCAAUGGCGUCAACGGCACGUCCAAGACGAGCGUGGCGCGCACGGUGCUGCUCAGCGUCGACUACCCGCCGACGUACGGCGAGCGGGCCGAGGCGCUGCUGCGCCUGCACAUGACGCACUCGGCGCUGGAGGAGGUCGUGUCGGGCACCGAGGCCGCCAUCGCCUCGCAGCGCGACGUGUUCUCCUUCUUCCACAAGCGCGUCGCCACGACGGCCGUGCUGCCGCUGGGUGCCGGCGGCGCUGCCGGCUCUGCUGCGCCGCCGACGAAGCACGGCAAGCUCUCGACGCUGCUGGGCGGCAGUGCCGCCGUGCCGACGCGCUUUGGCUCGCUCAGCGGCAUGGGCCUCAGCGGCGCCACACACCACCACUCGGAGGAGGCCCACCGCGGCGCCUCGCUGCUGCCGCACCUGCACCGGAGGCGCGCGUCGCAGAAGGUCGAGGAGGCGCCGAUGCCCGCCGGUGCCGCCGGCGCCACCUCCAACGACUCUGCGCAGGACGCACAGGACGACGGCGAGGCGUCGACUGCCAUGGUGCAGCGCGAGGCGCGGCGUGCCAAGCACGAGGCGCACCUGCUCGCCUCGCUCUGGCUGCAGUCUGCCGCCUCAUUCCGCCGUGCGCACCAGCUCUCGCAGGCGCGCGCCGCCGUGCAGGAGGCCGAGCGGCUCGACUCUGCGCGCGCCGAGGUGUGGGUGCAGCUGGCGCUGUACUUUGAGGCGCAGCAGCAGUGGGAGCUGGCCGUGCAGAGCCUCUACAAGGCGCUGGCGUGCGAGAGCGAGUGCGUGCCGGCCGUGGUGAACCUGGCGCGCAUCUUCCUGCAACAUCCGGACCUCUCGCCCGCCGCCUCGGCGCUGCCGACGAGCGAGACAAUCAAGGACCGCAAGUUACCGGCCGCUGUCACCGACGCCCUGGCCGUGCCAUCGCCGUUCGGCAACGACGGCGCCGCCGCCAGCACGACGCUGGCCAAGCCGACGGAGCUGGGCGCCAUUGCGCUGGCCGAGGGCCUGCUGCGCGCCAGCACGGCCAGUGCGGCGUGGGACUGUGCCGCCGCCUGGCUCUUCCUGGCGCAGACGGCGCGGCGCACGGGGCGCCUGGCGCAGAGCCGCACGUUCCUCGAGUACGCCCUCGAGCUGGAGAAGACGGAGACGGUGCGCCCGCUCGGCGCCGCCCUCUUCCGCUCGUGAUGCGUUCGCGGCCCUUGCCGCCUCUCUUGCCCUCCAAGGACCACCCGUGCUGGAUAUCAUACCACCUUGCCCCCCUCGCCACCCUCCUUUCUAUGCCAUGCCCCGAAAGCAGCGCCGCCCUAGUCUUCUGGCGCCUCCUUCCUGCCCUUGCGGCGCGCAGCCCGUACUUCGGACUGCGCGCCCGCUGCUGUUCCCCUAGUCUUGCCUAUGCUGCGAAACGCGGAAUUGAAAUUGAGUGCUCUCGAG
Messenger RNA from Tilletiopsis washingtonensis, 3878 nucleotides. RefSeq names its product TPR-like protein. Gene Ontology annotation, molecular function: protein binding. The record is from RefSeq and is a predicted model, not a curated record. The coding region runs from base 240 to 3632 and encodes 1130 amino acids. NCBI's taxonomy places the organism in Eukaryota, Fungi, Basidiomycota, Exobasidiomycetes, Entylomatales. The transcript is spliced from 5 exons.